Molecule: messenger RNA, 1296 nt
Organism: Alternaria rosae
Lineage: Eukaryota; Fungi; Ascomycota; Dothideomycetes; Pleosporales; Pleosporaceae
Exons: 1
Coding region: 1-1296 (431 amino acids)
Source: RefSeq, a predicted model, not a curated record
AUGCCCCAUCUAAAAGAAGGUACUUCGCUGUGGCGAGCUAUGAUGGAAGCCAGAGAGCGUCGCGAGAAACCAGCGCAUUCAACUCCGAAAUUGGUAGCAGAGAGGACUCCGGCUGAAGAAACAGUCGCUCUGCCCGAAACACAGGAUGCCAAUUUUUCAAAUACGUCUACAACCCACCUUCUGGGUAGUCUAGCAGAACACAAAAACCGCCAAAGUGGAACUUCUGCAUGGGUCCGCCGUACUACGCGCAAUGUGAACGAGGUUUCUACGGAUAAAGUUCUAACCGAAGAGGAACAGCUCGAAGCUGCUCUGGCUGGAUCUUUGGCACAAGGCUCCGUAAUGCUCGCCAAGAAAGGCCCAGUAAAGCAGACACGGAAGAGGCAGUCAAAGUCCAAGGACCUCCUGACUCCACAGAAAGAGCAAGAAGCAGCAUCUCAGGUUACUGGAGAACACAAUGCUCUGAAGCGACCACAGAUGAGAGUUCCAAGCAAAAGGACGUUGGUUGAACAGAAGAUAGAUAGCUUGGCGCAAUCACCGGAUAUUGACGAACCAAUAGAGGCUGAAGAUUUCGAGCAAGCCAAAGAACUCGAGCGUCAACGGCAACUCCUCUUUCUAGUCAUGCUCGAACGACAAGAAGGCUAUACACAUCCUGAUCACGGUAAGCAUGAAAGUGCCAUGCGAAGCACACUUGUUCACAAUGUCGAUAACGAUGACUUUACUGCUGCAUUCAUCCUUAGGGAGAUGGCAAACAGUGAUAUCACUGUUGAUCCUGCGAGUAAGGAUUUCGUUCAAAGGCUCAUGAAUUCACCCGCUCCCGGAAGGACUCUGGAGUCGACUAACUCGGCUAAGAAGGAAAAUCCGCGUGAGGGUACACCUCUUCGUCGGUCGAAACGAAACAAAACUGCCGCUGCUCCCGGAACUGGAAAAUCGCCCUCAAAGGCCAUCAAACCUGAGCAACCAGCACCUGAGCACUUGAGGCUGGAUGAGGGUGAAGGUUUCAUGCCAUCUGCGGGAAACAACUUCAAGUUCAAGUUUGAUAGCCCAACCGGACUUCGAGCUAGAGAGGUUGACGCACUCCUGAAGCCUCCUAAUCGUCCCAAGGCCUUUCCAGAUGAUCUUGCUGGUGAAAAGGCUUUCCUCUAUAAAAGCUACAAGGUUUUCGGCGCUAAGCCGAAGAGUAAUGCCACAGACGAGAUGGUGAAACAAAUGGAUUUCGAACAUGCGCUAACGCAGCAAGAAGUGGAGCGGGCUAUGGCGGAAGACGAUAGAUGGAAUGAGAUCUGGGGCGUUAAAUAA